This is a messenger RNA of Camelina sativa (false flax), 1171 nucleotides long. NCBI's taxonomy places the organism in Eukaryota, Viridiplantae, Streptophyta, Magnoliopsida, Brassicales, Brassicaceae. The record is from RefSeq and is a predicted model, not a curated record.
AUAAAUCUCUCCUUUAACUAGAUCAAGAUUAUUUUUCUCACAAUAUAAAAGAAGAAAAAGCAAAACAAAGCAUAUGCUUGGUCUUCUUCUAUUUGCUUUUAACCCCAAAGAAAGUGGCUUUUUCCCUGUCUUGAUGACCAAUCUAUGACUCAGCCUUUACCACAAAGAUCUCGAGUCUCAACGAUUCAAUGUUUUUGUAUUCAACUGCCUCUUGUUUCUUUGUCUUUCCCUUUAUAUACCUUCUCACCAACACGGUUUCAUCAUCAACCAUCACUCACAAUUAAUCUCUCUACUCUCUCCUUCUCUUUCUCACAAGAUCAAGAAUCAAGAAUCAAAAUCACCGCUAAACCAUCCAAGAUGACAUUGAGCAGAGUUCAUCAACAAGCUAUUGCAUUUCCCGCAGCCAAGACUGCAACGAUGAGUUACUUGCCUGACCCACCUUCCAUCAAUAAGCUCCAAGUCCCAACUUCAUCAAAGUUUUCUUUUCUAACAAGCAAAGGAAAAUCAAUGCUGCGAAAGAAGAAAACCGAUAGCUUCACGAAAGGAGCUAGAGACCAGGACAAGUUAGAACCCAAGCUAAGUGAAACAGUCAAGAGAAAGCUAUCCUUGGGAGCUAAGAUCCUUCAAAUGGGAGGCUUAGAGAAAAUCUACAAGCGACUCUUCAAAGUCUGCGAUGAAGAGAAGCUUUUCAAGGCGUACCAGUGUUACCUAUCCACAACCGCAGGUCCCAUCUCAGGCCUACUCUUUAUCUCAUCAAAGAAAAUUGCAUUCUGCAGCGAGAGAUCCAUCAAGGUGGUUUCUCCUCAUGGAGAUAUCUCUAGGGUUCACUACAAAGUCUCAAUCCCGUUAUCCAAAAUCAAUGGUGUGAACCAGAGUCAGAACACGAAGAAACCAUCUAAGAAGUACCUUGAAGUAGUCACAGUCGAUAACUUCGACUUCUGGUUCAUGGGAUUCGUGAGCUACCGCAAAGCUUUCAACUGCCUUGAGCAAGCGUUAAACGAUGAUGACCAAUAAGAAUUUCUCUGAGGAGCUAAUUAGUGCAGGUUGAAGAAGAAAUAUUUCAUUUCAGAGAAUAUUAGUAAGAAGAGACUGACAAUAUUGUUUGUACAAACUCAUUAUGUUUUCCAUUAUUGACACAAGAAAGAGAUAAAUGAAUAUAUUUAGCUGAUCU